AUGGCCCCGGCUGCUGACAUGACUUCGGUGCCACUCGGUGUCAAAGUGGAGGACUCGGCCUUCGGUCCGCCGGCCGGAGCAGGCGGGGGCCCGGCGCCCAGCGCCGCCAUGGGCGCCGACGAGGAGGGCGCCAAGCCCAAAGCGUCCCCUUCAUUGCUGCCCUUCAGCGUGGAGGCCCUCAUGGCCGACCACAGGAAGCCGGGGGCCAAGGAGGGUGCCCUGACCGGGCCCGAGGGCGCGCCGGCAGCGGGGGGCUCAGCGCAGCCCCUGGGCGCCCGCGCGGGGUCCUUGGGCGCCCCGGACGCGCCCACCUCGCCGCGGCCCCUCGUCCCCUUCUCCGUGGGAGGACUCCUCAAGCUGCCCGAGGAGACGCUGGUCAAAGCCGAGAGCCCCGAGAAGCCGGAGAGGACCCCGUGGAUGCAGAGCGCUCGCUUCUCCCCGCCCCCGGCCAGGAGGCUGAGCCCCCCAGCCUGCACCCUGCGCAAACACAAGACCAACCGCAAGCCGCGGACGCCUUUCACCACCGCGCAACUGCUGGCGCUGGAGCGCAAGUUCCGCCAGAAGCAGUACCUGUCCAUUGCCGAGCGCGCCGAGUUCUCCAGCUCCCUCAGCCUCACCGAGACGCAGGUGAAGAUCUGGUUCCAGAAUCGCCGCGCCAAGGCCAAGAGACUGCAGGAGGCCGAGCUGGAGAAGCUGAAGAUGGCCGCCAAGCCCAUGCUCCCGCCCGCUGCCUUCGGCCUCUCCUUCCCGCUCGGCGGCCCUGCGGCCGUGGCGGCUGCGGCUGGUGCGUCGCUCUACGGCGCCUCCGGCCCGUUCCAGCGCGCCGCGUUGCCGGUGGCGCCCGUGGGACUCUACACAGCCCACGUGGGCUACAGCAUGUACCACCUGACAUAG
This is a messenger RNA of Elephantulus edwardii (Cape elephant shrew), 894 nucleotides long. RefSeq names its product msh homeobox 1 (gene MSX1). Gene Ontology annotation, cellular component: nucleus. The transcript is spliced from 2 exons. NCBI's taxonomy places the organism in Eukaryota, Metazoa, Chordata, Mammalia, Macroscelidea, Macroscelididae. The coding region runs from base 1 to 894 and encodes 297 amino acids. Gene Ontology annotation, molecular function: RNA polymerase II transcription regulatory region sequence-specific DNA binding; DNA-binding transcription factor activity, RNA polymerase II-specific. The record is from RefSeq and is a predicted model, not a curated record. Gene Ontology annotation, biological process: embryonic morphogenesis; regulation of transcription by RNA polymerase II.